Molecule: messenger RNA, 1875 nt
Organism: Lolium rigidum
Lineage: Eukaryota; Viridiplantae; Streptophyta; Magnoliopsida; Poales; Poaceae
Product: scarecrow-like protein 33
Exons: 1
Coding region: 1-1875 (624 amino acids)
Biological process (GO): regulation of DNA-templated transcription
Cellular component (GO): nucleus
Molecular function (GO): DNA-binding transcription factor activity; sequence-specific DNA binding
Source: RefSeq, a predicted model, not a curated record
AUGACACCCUCACCGUUCGUCUUCCUCAGCCAUCCUGGUCUGGCAUUGCAGCAGCCCCAUGAUGAUCUAUCCCUCGAAUGCAUCUCGCGCAUGCUCAUGGAGGAGGACAUCGUCGACAGGUUCUUCUACCAGUACCCCGAUCACGAUGCACUCCAGCAGGCUCAGCAUCCCUUUGCCCAGAUCCUCUCCACCUCUGGCGCAGCCACAUCCCAUGCACAACAACCCUCUGACAUGCUGCCCGGUGAAGGCAAUAGCACCCAAGGAAAGAGUUCAGCCUUCUUUUUCAAUGGCAAGGACAAGAUGGAGCCCAACAGCAACAUGGACGUUCUGUCGAGCAUGGCAUUCUUCAGGGGCAUGGAGGAGGCCAACAGUUUCUUGCCCACAAACUAUGGGUUGGUGGACUGUAGCGGGCAAAAGAACAUGUCUCACAGUGGCAACGCAGAAGUGGAGACAGAGCCGCCCAGGCGCAGCAACCAGAUAGCGGUGCUGAUACAGCCUGAAUCCAAGGAGGAGGAGGCCGCUUGCAAAAUAUUGGACCAGCUCAUGCUUGGUUACGCCAUAUGCUCCUAUGAAGUACACGCCGACAUGGAGAAGGAGAACAAGGCAGAGCAGCAGAGAAUCUGCAAAAAGGCACCAUGUGCGAGGUAUGGUCCGAGGUUGCUGGCAGUGGACGAUCUGGAGACCCUGCUGAUCCGUUGUGCGGAGGCAGUGGCGACCAAUGACCGGCGCAGUGCGUGCGAGCUGACAUGGCGGAUCAAGCGACAAUCCUCACCAAUAGGGGACGCCACACAGCGGCUAGCUCAUUACUUUGCCGAGGGAUUAGAGGCGCGCCUGGCCGGCAGGGGAAGCCAGCUCUACCGCUCACUCAUGGCUAAGCGCACCCCCGUUGUGGAGCUCCUCAAGGCCUAUAAGCUCGUCAUGUCCGUCUGCUGCUUCCUCAGAGUGUUUUUUCUUUUCACCAAUAAGACCAUCUACAAUGCUGUCAUGGGGAGGAACAAGCUGCACAUUGUGCACUAUGGCGUCAACGAUGGGUUUCAGUGGCCACACCUGUUCCGGUGUCUAGCAGACAGGGACGGCGGCCCUCCGGCGGUAAGGAUCACUGGCAUUACCAGCCCCAUGCCAGAAUUCCGUCCUGCUGAGCAAAUUGAGGAUAUCAGCCCCAGGCCAGGAUUCCGUCCUGCCGAGCAAAUUGAGGAUAUAGAACGCCGGCUCGCCAACUGUGCAAGGCAGUUCGGCAUUCCAUUUAAGUUCCGCGCCAUCACAGCCAAGUCGGAGGAUGUCCGGGUAGAGGACCUCAACAUCAACCCGGACGAGGUUCUCAUUGUGAACAGCCUACUGCAUUUUAGAUACCUGAUGGACGAAAGUGUCGUCAUCAACAGGCUAAACCCCAGGGAUAUGGUGCUCAACACUAUCAGGGAGAUGAAGCCAGCUGUUUUCAUCAACGCCAUUGUGAAUGCAUCAUACAACACGACUUUUUUCGCGACACGGUUCCGCCAAGUACUCCAUAACUUUGCGGCACACUUUGACAUGAUGGAGACCACAGUGCCAUGGGACAACCGCGAGAGGCUGCUGGUGGAGAGGGACAUCAUUGCACGGUGUGCCAUGAACAACAUCGCCUGUGAGGGCAGGGAUCGGGUGGAGCGCCCUCAAAACUACAGGGAGUGGCAGAUACGGAAGCAGCGAGCAGGGCUCAGGCAGCUUCCAUUGGACCCUGACAUUGUCCAGAUGUUGAAGGCCAAAGUGAAGAAGCAAUACAACAAGCAUUUUAUGAUCAACGAGGAACACCAAUGGCUUCUGCAGGGAUGGAAAGGUCGCAUGCUUUACGCCCUCUCCACAUGGGUAGCUGACGAUGGUAGCAGUUCACAAGUGACAUAG